AUGUUUUCGAAUUCCGAAUGCCAAGUCCAAGCCGAUAAAAUAUAUGUUCUUCUAGGAAUAGUCAGUGACACGGAACUCUGCAAUUUCCCUGUAGAUUAUGCUCGACCCUUGUUUGAUACAUAUGUUGAAAUCCUUAACUGCUAUACUCAAACACGAUCAACAGAGUCACCGGCACUCGGCAUCAUAAGACUGAGUCAGAUUCUGCAGCUUGUAUUAAAUGGUCCUAUCCCAGCCCCUGGAAUGGCUUUGAAGUGGUGUGAAAUAGAACAAGUAAGCCAGACAGAAUUGUUCAAUUACCGUGGUUAUAUGGAAGGCCUUGUUGUCGCGUCUAGUAUUGGCAGACAUGAUCUCCCCCAAAGAUUGAAAAUGGAAUUGCCAGAGAUUAAAAGCACAUGGAAGAUUCUUUCAAGCAAAAUUAGAGACUUGGAUUCCUGUAGCAAGAACAUCUUAAAGAGUUUCGACAGUGUAUUUGGUUACGCUACGAGAGAAAAUCUACCGCUGUGUGAUGUCGGAAAGUCUGUGACCAAAGAAAUGUCGAUCAGAUUUGACAGGGUUCACGAAACAGGAUUUUUUAUAUCAAGCACAAGAGAGUUUGGCAUUACUUCAGCUGAAGUCCGGGAAAAUGAUUUCAUCUGUCGUUUGAAAGACACUGAUAUCACACUUAUCAUUCGUCAAAGGCGCGAACAUUACCCACUUAUCAGUAGAGCGGUGUUGACAUCCUAUGAAGACACCAUUCCAAGAUUUGGAGGACGCGCAGAAAAUAUUAAGGGCGACGCCCUCGAUCUCUGGCUUGAUCCACUGACACUACAGGCACUGAUAUGUCCAAUCAAAUCUAAGGGAGUAAUUCCAUACUGGGAAUGUCUUACCAUGGAAGAUGUAUUCUCCAAACUUGUUGGAAUAUGA
Messenger RNA from Botrytis fragariae, 903 nucleotides. RefSeq lists its product as uncharacterized. The coding region runs from base 1 to 903 and encodes 300 amino acids. The record is from RefSeq and is a predicted model, not a curated record. Lineage: Eukaryota; Fungi; Ascomycota; Leotiomycetes; Helotiales; Sclerotiniaceae. The transcript has a single exon.